Messenger RNA from Stylonychia lemnae, 2076 nucleotides. NCBI's taxonomy places the organism in Eukaryota, Ciliophora, Spirotrichea, Sporadotrichida, Oxytrichidae. The record is from the annotation of a GenBank genome assembly.
AUGAGGACCUAGCUAACCAGAAAUUCCACUUAUUAGCAAGACGAGCCCAAAUCUUUGGAGGGCCCGCCAAAGCUAAAUAACUAGAGUGACUUAACCAAUGAGCAGUUCGAUUCCCCAACUAGAGUAACUCAACUAAAUAGCGGCACUUAAUCCUCUCUUAUAUCACCAGAUAAACCAAUCAUAUUGAAUGGAGUGGAAAUUGAUAAAAAGGCAGUAGAGACGGUAGAAUCACAGUAGAGUCAAGCAUAAUAACUUAGUCAAACCAAUACUGUGGAUGAGAGUAUCAAAUGUUUAGGAAAGAGAAAGGCUCCUGAGAUCCUUAUUGACAAUUACGAGAAAUAUGAUGCAAACCCCGCUUUGCACAAAAACGUAAUCUCACCAUCAGCUGCCCUGGCUAGUCGAAUCGCCUAACCCCUCUCCAUGAUAACUAUGCCUUAUCAUCCUAUCAUUUUGACCAAUGAUGCUAGACUUGACUAAUUACAGUUGUAACAGUAAUUAGUAUAAAAUGACAGAAUUUUAAGGCCCUAAUUGACACCUUUGAAUAUUCAUUAGGAACUCAGUCUAUUAAACAAACCUCUAAAUAAUAUCUCAGGCAUAAUGAGAUAUGAUCCCGCAUUUAAACCAUAAAUAGGAGAGAUGGCAGGUCAAAAAGAGUUAAACUUGAAACUACAACCUUUGAACUAAAGGUUUGUACUAGACAAUAGCAACUUACAGUAGCAGCUCUAAUAACUAGACAGUUUAAAAUAGUAAUAGUAGGAGUAGGGUUCUAGUACUAGCAGUUUGCCUAAACUUGAGUAUAAUGAGAACAUAGAUUACUUCUAACUUUACUCCCAUAUUUUCAAGUCAAACUAGCAUCUACUUAAGUAAUUUUAGUAACAUAUGCAGAGCCGCAAUGAAAUUCUGAUAAGGGUUUGUUCAGAAAAAUUCAAGCAAGAAUCUCAAACUUCUAAGUUGGAUGGCUCAUCGAUUCAAAUGCUAAACUAGAAAUCAUAAUAGUCUGCAGAUAGCUCUUAAAUUAGUCUGAGGUCAGAGGAAUCUGAUAUCUAGAAUAUGACUCAGACAAAUGAAGAGUAGAAACAGUUGAAAGAAGAUAACUCUUUAGACUCUAAUAAGAAAUUAUUGGCAAAACCUACCAAAUAAUCUAUUCAACAAUAAUAAUAACAACAACCUAUUUAUUAUACUUAACCACAAGGUCUGUAACCUAGUGGUAUAAGAUAAGGGAUAAGUGCAGGAGGAAGUUCGAGAGACCUCUACAGUAAGUAGUAGUAACAGUCAGUACUUCAAACUUAGCCUUUGCUUGGCAACAAACAGUAGUCUACUAACAACAUGAGUAAUAACUUUAGUGUAUAGUCUUAGAGCGCUGAAUUCGAAAGGUACCAAAGCGGAAGAAAGAAGCACUUCAGAAGGUGUGCGAAUGAAAUCGACAAGAGUUACAUCUGCCCCUAUAAUGGCUGUGACAAGUAUUAUGGGUCAGAGGGUUCUCUGAACUUGCAUAUGAAACUAAAGCAUAACGCAGGUAGUAAGACAGAGAGAGAAAAGGUGGCAAAGCAAUUAGCCUGGGCUCUGCAGAAUGGCCUUUAAGGUGCUUAGCUUCUAGAGUUGGAAGGGUUGUAGAACAUCAAUCUUCCACCUGGCAGUAUUGAGAGAGCUGCCUAAAAUCUAGGUAUUGAUCUCCAAAGCAUUCCAUUAACUCAGCAGUCAAUUGCCUAACAGCAACUGAUCAAGCAAAAAUUAGAGGCUUUCGUGGCAGGAAGUGGCAAGCUCAAGAACCCUUAAAACGACAAUGACCUUCUGCUAGCUGAUAUUCAAACCAAGAAUAUGAGAUCUAUGGGCUUACCAUCACCAGCCAAUGCUUUGUAAACCAUCAAGAUACCCUAGCCUCAAGCCAACCUUGACAUGAAAACUACUGACAAGUAAGAUUUUCUUACUACCAACACUAUUCACUCUUAAAAAGACUAGUAGACCCUUUUGGGUAAAAUUAGAAAAAUGGAUAGCAGUAGCAACUUGAUAACAGUCAAGCCAUCCAUUAAAGUCAGCAUAACUUAGUAGCAACUGCCAACUCACAAUAGCAAAUGA